Molecule: messenger RNA, 2179 nt
Organism: Dothidotthia symphoricarpi CBS 119687
Lineage: Eukaryota; Fungi; Ascomycota; Dothideomycetes; Pleosporales; Dothidotthiaceae
Exons: 2
Coding region: 32-2068 (678 amino acids)
Biological process (GO): maturation of LSU-rRNA from tricistronic rRNA transcript (SSU-rRNA, 5.8S rRNA, LSU-rRNA); ribosome biogenesis
Cellular component (GO): nucleolus; PeBoW complex
Molecular function (GO): RNA binding
Source: RefSeq, a predicted model, not a curated record
CACAGCAUCUCGAAGCACGACAACACUCACAAUGGCCGGUCGCUCCAAGAAAAAGGGCACCUCUGGUGCGGCGAAAAACUACAUCACGCGUACGCGAGCGGUAAAGAAGCUGCAGAUUUCUCUCCCAGACUUCAGACGACUAUGCAUCUUCAAGGGUAUUUACCCACGUGAGCCACGCAACAAGAAGAAGGUCUCGAAGGGAUCCACCGCCGCGACUACCUUCUACUACACCAAGGACAUCCAAUACCUUCUCCAUGAGCCGCUUCUCGCAAAGUUCCGCGAGCACAAGGCUGUCGCAAAGAAGAUUGGCCGCGCGCUGGGCCGUGGCGAGGCCGGCGAUGCUGCGCGCCUUGAGAAGAACCUCAUGCCCAAGGUCAAGCUCGAUCACAUCAUCAAGGAGCGAUACCCAACGUUCGUAGACGCCCUGCGCGACCUCGACGAUGCUCUCUCCAUGCUGUUCCUCUUCGCGAACCUGCCAUCCAGCGAGCAUAUUCCUGCCAAGACGAUUGCUCUCUGCCAGCGUCUUACCCGCGAGUUCGAACACUACGUGAUCACCUCCCACGCUCUGCGCAAGUCUUUCCUGUCCAUCAAGGGCAUUUACUAUCAGGCAACAAUCCAGGGCCAGGACAUUCUGUGGCUGGUCCCCUAUCGGUUCGUCCAGCGAACUGGUGGAGACAUCGACUUCAGGAUAAUGGGCACUUUCGUCGAAUUCUACACGACUCUACUCGGCUUUGUCAACUACCGCCUGUACACGUCGAUAGGAUUCGUAUACCCCCCCAAGUUCAACGCCAAGACCGACGAGCAAGGUGGCGAGUUGGCUGCUUUCCAGUUGGAGGGCAAGGGCAUCGCUACAAAUGGCGCAACUAAUGGCGACAUCGAGGACGCGGAGAUCAACCCCGAGGCGCAGGCGAUAGCAGACAGAAUCGCUGCUAUGUCGGACGCCGAGGAUGACGAGGAAGCAGCAGCUGUUGCUGACCUCACCUUGGAAGAUGACGAAGAAGAGGCCACCGAGGGCAUCGACAAGUUUGAGCCAACAGCCCCGGACGCUGACGUUCUACCUCAACCGCAAGCUAGCAGCGCCGAAAUUGCGUCUCUGUUCGAACCUUUCACCUUCUACUUGUCUCGCGAGACACCCAGAGCUUCGCUCGAGUUCAUCUUGAAGGCUUUUGGUUGCAAGAGAGUAGGGUGGGAUGGUAUCCUGGGUGAGGGUGCAUUCACAACAAACGAAUCUGACCCCGCGAUCACACAUCAGAUUGUCGAUCGCCCAUCGCUCUCAAACGGUGAAUCAGCGCCCAAUGCGCCGGAGACUGAGCAAGGUAGUGCUGCCGCUCCGAAAGCUCAGUGGCCUCGGUCAACCAUGCCUGGCCGAACGUAUGUCCAACCGCAAUGGGUUUGGGACUGCGUUAACCAGAGUAAAUUGCUUCGCCCAGACCUCUACGCGCCUGGUGCUGAGCUUCCACCUCACCUGAGCCCAUGGGUGAAGCCCAAGAAGGGAGAGUACGACCCGAAGCUGCCUCUGGAGGCGCAGCAGCCAGAGGGCGAGGCAGAAGCUUUCGAGGACGAAGGUGAUGAGGAGGAGAUGGCUGAUGUCAACGAUGAAGACGAUAUGGAUGCCAUCGUCGACCGUGCAGGUUCUGUCGAGGUUGGAGAAGGCAUGGACGUUGCCGAGACCGACUCAGAGGACGAUGACGACAGCGGCUCAGACGCCGAUGUUCCCGCAGAAGAUUUUGACGGCUUCGAGUCUGAUGCAGAGUCUGAUAUCUCAGAAGGAGAGGCUGCUCGUCUACAGCACCAGCGCGAGCUCGAAGCUGAGGCUACUGGAACGACACUCGAGAAGGAGAAGCCCACCAAGAAGGCUCAGAAUGCGGCUAUUCGCAAGAAGGCUGACAAGCAGAGGCGCCAGGAGGAGGAGGAGCGUGAUAGGCAGAAGAUGAUGCUUUCAAACAAGAAGCGCAAGCUGCUCAAGCGCAUUGAAUACGGCGAGAACAAGCGCGACACUGAGGCUGAGGUGCUCAGGAGGAAGCGUGCGAAGAUCGAGAAGGCCAAGGCUGCGGCAGAGGCUUUGUAGAGCAUAUCAAAAGUGCGUGGGCUGGCGUUUGGGCGGGUUGGUGUUUAGGGUACUAGGUUACUACCUUGGUGCCAUAUGUAGUCCUUUUUGUUCCUGAAAUGACAAUCUGAU